Molecule: messenger RNA, 561 nt
Organism: Gracilinanus agilis (Agile Gracile Mouse Opossum)
Lineage: Eukaryota; Metazoa; Chordata; Mammalia; Didelphimorphia; Didelphidae
Product: collagen alpha-2(I) chain-like
Exons: 12
Source: RefSeq, a predicted model, not a curated record
CCAGAGACCCCCAGAGGAAGGAAGGGACCCCCAGGAGACAAAGGCCCCCGCGGUCCGAGGGGUCCUCCAGGCCCUCCAGGCCAAGAUGGUGAAGAUGGUCUCCCAGGCCCUCCCGGACCCGCUGGCCCCCCUGGUCUCGGCGGGAAUUUUGCCGCCCAGUAUGAUGCUAGCAAAGGAUUGGACAUGGGCCCAGGACCAAUGGGUUUGAUGGGACCCAGAGGCCCCCCUGGUGCAAGUGGACCUCCCGGUGCUCAAGGCUUCCAAGGACCUGCUGGUGAGCCCGGAGAGCCUGGCCAGACUGGACCCGCAGGCUCCCGAGGACCCCCCGGACCCCCUGGAAAGUCUGGUGAAGAUGGUCACCCUGGAAAGCCUGGAAGACCCGGCGAGAGAGGCAUCGUUGGACCGCAGGGUGCUCGUGGCUUCCCUGGCACUCCCGGCCUGCCUGGAUUCAAGGGAAUUCGCGGACACAAUGGCCUGGAUGGCCUGAAAGGACAAGCUGGUGCUCCCGGCGUGAAGGGUGAACCUGGGGCGCCCGGUGAGAAUGGAACCCCCGGCCAAGCC